AUGAUCUGCCACCGGCAUAUCCUGCCGCUCUUCUAUCUUCUUGUCGUCCAUGCACAAGGUCGGUCAGGAGACCGUCCAGCCGAAUUGAGGCCAUUCUCCACAGCUCUUCCGUCUGUUCCUAUUUGCAGGCCAAACGUUAACCAGCGUGUCUACCCUUCUCGCUGCUGCAGCCAUUCAGGUGGCAGAUUCGCUGAUGCAUCUAUCCAUCCGUUGGUCCAUUCGCUGAAUCUCUUUCCUGUUCGUUCGUCCAUGCAGGGUGACGUACUGUCGGUUCUCUCUCACUUGCCGGCCGCAAACACCAGCCAGACAGCGUACACCGACUUCGAGUUGGCAGAGGCUCUGUUUCGCGCUGUUGAAGGCAAGGCGCCCCUUGCCACAGCCCGCCUGAUCCUGCCUCACGUCGGCAACCUGAACGUCCUAGAUGUGCAUGGCAAUUCUGUGCUCCACUACGCGGUCAAGUUCAAUACGAGCGACAUGAUGCUCAUCAGGCUACUGGUGGGGGCCGUGCCAUCGCAGCCUGAUGGCAAACGUGUGGCCAUCAAUGGGCGCAACCACAGAGGAAGGACGGCAAUGCUUGAUGCAGUGGACCUCCCCUCGCACAAACCUCAGGCGCGAAGCGCUGACAUGGUCCAAACACUUGCGGAACUUGGUACGGACACUCGUAUACACUGGCACUCAUGCACAAGCAUUACACGUGCGUCACAUUCAGGGGCGGACUUGGAGCUGGCAGGGCGCGGUCCUCUGACUGGCACUCUUGGGCAUAUCACCCCAUUGAUGUUUGCUGCGGACCAGGUGCGCUGCAACUUCCCGCCUGCGACGGCCUUCCAUCUUUCCUUUCUUGCAUGUCACGCAGCGCAACGAGGCGGCGUUUGUCCGUUUGCUCGGGCUGGGAGCGGACGUCAACGCGACAAGGCACGUCCAGGAAGAGCGCAACGGCAAAGUGAUCGAUAGGCAGCUUCAGCUGAGUGUCCUCAUGUUCCUAUCGAACUGUAAUUGCAAGCCACACGAGAAGGACUGUCGGCAGCGCGACGAGCGCAUGCUCGAGCUGGCGAUCACGAAGCACGGAGCUCAUGUGUCGUUCAUCAGCCAAGACUACCUCAGAAGGACAGUGUUGCAUUUUGCUGCAGAGCGGUGAGAGAAUGAUCACUCAAGCGAAAAGCCAACUGCGACAUUCAGCCAGUGAUCUUUCCCAUUCGUCCUUUCUAGUGGCUGUCGUGUGGCUGUGGAGACGCUGUUGCGACAUGGAGCCGAUCCAAGUAUCUCGUCCUCUGACGGACAGACCCCCGCAAAUCUCGCGGCCAAAAAGGUGCGCAACACCGUGGAUCUUGCGAAUGAAGGCCGUGUUGCGCUCACUUACCGCCCCUGCCUGUCUGCAGGGCCAUGCGGAGCUAGCUGCCCUUCUACGCCGGGCUGAGGGUAGGGAGCUGCGGCACAUGAAAUGAUUCUCGUCUCGCUCUUGCCUUAUCCUUUGCAGCGGAGGAGAAGGCCAAGAUGCGGCCCUUCGCAAUUGCCUUCGCCACAGCAUGUGUCUUCUGGGCCUUGCUCGCAUCCUGCGUCUGUGCGAUCUUCUACAGACUGACCAGCACCCGCUGUCGUCGUCGCCUGUGGGGAGUCCUCUCCCAUCCCCUCUGGCUGCUCUGGCGAGGCUGUUGUUCCGUCGGACAGCUCGUGACGUACGCCUGUUUGCUCUUCGUCGGGUCGACUCUGCAAGGGUGCCUGUGGUUCAUGUCUCUCGUCGCCUCCCUGGCCCCAAGAGCAGCACAGCACGAACGCCCUGCAGACAUCAACCUCGAGGACACAUUCAACAGUCAGCUGAGAAAGGGUACGUAUGGCUGGCCUGUCUUUCUUUCUUUCUUUCUUUUCUUGCUUUCUUCCGUGUGUGUGUGUGUGUGUGUGUUAGAGUGUGGUGACUCUCAGAACAAGCGUUCCACAAAGAAGCAUCGGCGAUCGUCGGCGUCCGUCAGAGCGAGAGCUGGUAAUGAU
Messenger RNA from Vitrella brassicaformis, 1983 nucleotides. Lineage: Eukaryota; Vitrellaceae. The record is from the annotation of a GenBank genome assembly.